This is a messenger RNA of Jatropha curcas, 2399 nucleotides long. It is a transcript of the gene MEE12, whose product is annotated as maternal effect embryo arrest 12. Gene Ontology annotation, biological process: RNA polymerase I preinitiation complex assembly; nucleolar large rRNA transcription by RNA polymerase I. Gene Ontology annotation, cellular component: RNA polymerase I core factor complex. NCBI's taxonomy places the organism in Eukaryota, Viridiplantae, Streptophyta, Magnoliopsida, Malpighiales, Euphorbiaceae. Gene Ontology annotation, molecular function: RNA polymerase I core promoter sequence-specific DNA binding. The record is from RefSeq and is a predicted model, not a curated record.
UCUACAACAAAACGCAGCGUUCCUAAGCGAAGCUGCGAAAAUUUCUCGACCCAAAUCAAUGGACCACAAAGGAGAAGAAAAAUGGGCAUGCAGGAGGUGCGGCCAUGUCGGCCUUGAUGAAUCCGACGGCUUCUAUUAUUGCCAGGAGUGCGGCGCCCAGGCCGACGACAUCAUCUUGACGGGCGUCGCUGACGAUGAUGUUUUCAAUGCAGACGGAGGCAGUAUACUCUACAGCGCCAGACGCCCACGCCUCUCCCAGCAUGUCCAAAACGACCCGUCCUCUCAAGCCUGGCUCCGAUUCACGCAGGAAGAAGAAGACAAUAAAACUGCUACUAAAAUCGAAGCGAAGAGAGAAACGCAGAACGAUUAUAACUAUAGUAAUCAGAAUUUGGACGGGGUGGGGCCCAUGGAGCCUGACGAUUUCGGCUCGCGUGCCAAUGGGAAGUUGAGUUAUGAGGAAUAUUACAAUGAGGUGAGGUUUAGGUAUGUGAUGGGGAUGCAGUGGAUGAUUCAGUUGCAGUGUGAGGCUCUUGUAGAGAAAUUCAAUGCAAGUCCCUUGAUUUGUGGUAUUGCUGGAACUGUCUGGUUAAGGUACUUGUAUUCCACUGGGGUUUAUGAGGAUGGCUGGGCAGAUGAAGUGUUGCUGGAAUCCGAGACCCAAACAGUAGGAAAACCAACAAAUCAUCGGCCUCGUAACAGAAAGGAGCCCCACAACGCAUACGGUCAGCGCGCAGUGAAUGUCUGGUUUCAAUGUUUAAGGAAGAAAAUACCAUUAUCUCAUUCUCUAGCUAUUUCAUUUUUGUCUUGUCAUGUUGCUAGGGAAGCAAUUUUGCCAACAGAUAUACUAAAGUGGUCGCUCGAAGGAAAACUUCCGUACUUUGAUGCUCAUGUUGAAAUUGAAAAACGCUUUGAACGUGCUUCAGCUGCUUGUCCUAUCAGUUCAAGUCUAAUGUUUAGGCCUUCUCAAACAGUUCCUGUACAGAAUUUGGAGCCAAUGGCAGCGAGAAUUGCUGAGUCAAUAGGUUUACAUUUACCGCCAGUGAACUUCUACAAAAUAGCUGCUCGCUAUCUUAAGAAGCUCUCUCUUCCAGUUGAAGAAGUUCUUCCACAUGCACUCCGCAUAUAUGAAUGGUCACUGCCCCCAGAUUUAUGGUUAUCAACAAGUGAGCUUAGGCUUCCUACACGGAUCUGUGUAAUGUCAAUACUUAUUGUGGCUAUAAGAAUGCUCUAUAACAUUAAUGGUUUUGGGGCAUGGGAAAGGAGUUUGUUGAGGCGCAAGUGCUCUGCUUCCCGUUCUUGUCAUACAGAUGCAUUAGAUUCAAUAUUUACUUCUGAAAUGGAGGGUGAUGCUGGAAAAUUUUCUGCUUCCUUCCUUCAUAGGAUGGAUGAUUCUGGUGAAAAAUUCAUUAGAAAUCCAUCACACGUUCAGAAGCCUGGUUUGGGUUCAGCAGAGUUAUUGCUGCACCACCUAGAAGCAACGUACACCAAGAUUGUUGACACCUAUGAGUUUGCAAAGGACUUGCCCUCAUACCUCCAAUAUUGUAAGGAUGUGGUAUUUGCCGGAGCAGGACCUUCACGUACAGAUUAUCGAGUGGAAGAAGAAUUAAUAGAUAAGUUAUGGGAUUUCUACCAGAAUGAACAGGAGUCUGAGCUGGCACAAGAGCCUCGGAUGCCAAGUAAUACUGUUUUUAACCAAAAGAGAUCAAGGAAUGAUGAUGAAUGUGUUAAAAAUCUGUUGGAAACGAAGGAAGUUAGAGAAGGAUGGCAUGACAGUCCGUCUGGUAGUCGGAGCAGUACUGACAACCCCCCUGAAUGUAGCCGACAGCAGAGUCUGGAUAAUGACCAAUUUUCCAAUGAAGCACAGGAAGAUCAAAACUUAGAAUGCAGCAAAGACUCAGAAGAGGCACUCGAAGAGAAAGAAGCCAUUAGACGGCUUAAGUUAGACAUGGAAGAGAAUAGAUUCUGCUACAUUGCACCAAGAGCCAAACUCAAAAGAUUUGAUUACCUUCAUUACACGAGGAAGAGGGGUGGCGGUGCCUUGACUUAUGUUGCUCACGCAGAUUAUUACAUUUUGCUUCGAUCUUGUGCUAGGGUUGUACAGGUUGAUAUCCGACUAAUGCAUAUUGGGGUAUUGAGUUUUGAAAAGAGACUGGCUUGGUUGGAAGAAAGAACCGAUCACUGCUUGCAUUUGACGCCUCCUAGUAUGACUUGUAAGUUCUGCAGAGACAUGCCAGAUUCUUCCCAACUAAGCUUUCAGUGCUGAAUCUAUGAAAUGCACUUUGAUUGUUUUGUACCAAAGCAACUGAAAGAUAUUAAGGCAGCAGAGGUGUGUUUGAAAAAGACUGGACACUUACAUUACGGUGAAGAUUAUUAAUUAAAUAAUUAAUUUAGUUCGAUUA